CAGCUGUUGUGCAAUUACUCCUCGAUAAAAAGAAAGCCCUUAAAAAUAUCCCACACGAACAAUUUACAGCCGCCCGUGGAAAAUCUAAUCCUUAUGAAAAAGUUGGCCACUCGAUUUUCAUGAAUCGAUCCGCUUCUAAAUUAGCAUGUUUGGAUGCAUUGGUCAAUUUUACCGGUGUAAAAAGAUACGAUCCAGUAAAAGAUCUGGUAUUCUGGUUUACAGAUUUAUGUGGAGGGCCGGGCGGAUUUUCAGAAUAUAUAUUAUGGAGAAAACAUUCUUAUGGUGAAAAGGUUUACGGUUGGGGCAUUACUUUGACUGGUGAUCAAAAUUAUGAUUUAAAUAGAUUCAUAGCGGAUGCUAAGGUUCGCGAAUGUUUUAAACCUUCUUAUGGUGCGGAUGGUAGAG
Molecule: messenger RNA, 405 nt
Organism: Racocetra persica
Lineage: Eukaryota; Fungi; Glomeromycota; Glomeromycetes; Diversisporales; Gigasporaceae
Source: the annotation of a GenBank genome assembly